AUGAAAACUCAUAUUAUGACCAAUUUAGAAUCUACCAAAAAUGGGUCAAAAAAUCGUCGAUCUCUAAAGAAUGGUGAGUAUCCUCUGAUGGAGAAGGAGCUUUAUCAUUGGUUUAUUGAACAAAGGAAAAAGCACAUUCCAGUUAAUGGAACUGCUUUAAAAACCAAAGCCAUUGAAAUACAAAACAGACUUUAUAGCGGCGGAUUCCAUGCAAGUGACGGUUGGCUGUCAAGAUAUAAAAAAAGAUACGGCAUAAGACUUCUUAAAGAAUCUGGGGAGAAGUUAUCAUCCCGAGCCGAUUUGGUGGAGCCUUUUAAAAAAGACCUCCAGAACAUUAUCAUCGAGAACAAUCUAACUCUUGAUGCAAUUUUCAAUGCGAAUGAAACUGGUAUGUAUUGGAAAAUGCUACCAGAUAAAACUUUUGUGCAUGCUGGGGAAGUAACUGCUCCAGAGGUGGAAUUGUUUUUAGAAUCGAAAUCCCUACCCAUAAAGGCUUUAUUAAUUUUGGAUAAUGCCCCAAGUCACCCUCCUAAAGAUCAAUUAGUAAAAUCCACUAAAGAUGGAAAAAUUUGGACGAUAUUUAUGCCUCCAAAUGUGACACCACUCAUCCAACCGAUGGACCAGAAUGCCAUACGUUUAGUUAAAUUACAAUACAGAAAUAGUCUUCUGUCUAAAAUUAUUUCAUUAGGAGCUGAAGACAUUGUACUAUUCCUAAAAAAUAUCAAUCUUUACGAAGCAACAUCAAUGAUAAGUCUUGCAUGGAAAAAUUUAAAAGCGGAUACAUUGGCAAACUGUUGGCAUAAAUUAUUAAAGUCCAACAAUGGCGAUUUCGACGAGGAGGAUGAUAUUCCUUUAGCACAAUUGUUCCAUAUUGAGGAAAUUGUCAAUAUAAGACGAAGUAAUAGGCUCUUAAGUACAGUUUUUCCAGAGAUAACAUUUACUACAGAUGAUAUAAAUUAUUGGAAUAGAGAUGAUGAUCAAGAUAAUGAUGAAGAGGAUGACGAUGAAAAUGUUGAUCCUGAAGAAAUUGUCAAUAUUACACAAGAAACUAAAAUAAGAAAUGCAGAUGCAAUAAAUAGUUUCGAAACUUGUAUUUUAUGGAGUCAGCAGAACAAUAUUGAUUGUACAAAGUCAUUAGUUUUGCGAGAACUUCAGGAAGAAGCAGUCCAAAAAAGUUUACAACUAGGACAAAAACAAACUUCAAUAAACGACUUUUUCCAGUCUUCCUAA
Molecule: messenger RNA, 1230 nt
Organism: Lucilia sericata (common green bottle fly)
Lineage: Eukaryota; Metazoa; Arthropoda; Insecta; Diptera; Calliphoridae
Product: jerky protein homolog-like
Exons: 3
Coding region: 1-1230 (409 amino acids)
Cellular component (GO): nucleus
Molecular function (GO): DNA binding
Source: RefSeq, a predicted model, not a curated record